AUGUUCCCAGAUCUCAGAGAUUCCAACAGCUCUAAGUUCCAGGUCUCUGAGUUCAUCCUCCUGGGAUUCCCAGGCAUUCACGGCUGGCAGCACUGGCUGUCCCUGCCCCUGGCUCUGCUCUACCUCUUAGCUCUCAGUGCCAACAUCCUCAUCCUGAUCACCAUCAACCAAGAGACAAUGCUACACCAGCCCAUGUACCACUUCCUGGGCAUCCUGGCUGUGGUAGACAUGGGCCUGGCCACCACCAUCGUGCCUAAGAUUUUGGCUAUCUUAUGGUUCAAUGCUAAGGCCAUCAGUCUCCCUGAGUGCUUUGCUCAGAUGUAUGCCAUACAUUGUUUUGUGGCCAUGGAGUCAGGCAUCUUUGUCUGCAUGGCUAUAGAUAGAUAUGUAGCAAUUUGCCGACCACUACACUAUACCUCGAUGAUUACUGAAUCUUUUGUGAUCAAAGCAACUGUGUUCAUGGUACUCAGAAAUGGUCUUUGUCCCAUCUCAGUGCCUGUGUUGGCCGCUCAGAGACACUACUGCUCCCGGAAUCAAAUCGAGCACUGUCUGUGCUCUAACCUUGGAGUCACCAGCCUAUCCUGUGAUGACAGGAAAAUUAACAGUGUUAACCAGGUACUUCUGGCUUGGGCAAUCAUGGGAAGUGACCUCAUCUUGAUCAUUUUAUCAUACGCUUUUAUACUUUAUUCUGUGUUGAAGCUGAACUCAGUAGAAGCUGCAUCCAAAGCCUUAAGUACCUGCACUUCACACCUCAUCCUAAUCCUUUUCUUCUAUACAGUUGUCAUUGUCAUUUCUAUCACUCAUGGUGCGGGAAUGAGAGUUCCCCUCAUUCCUGUUUUUCUCAAUGUGCUACACAACGUUAUUCCUCCUGCCCUCAACCCCGUGGUUUAUGCACUCAAGAACAAGGAGCUCAGGCAAAGUUUAUUCAAGGUGCUUAGGCUGGACACCAAGGGAUACUAA
Galeopterus variegatus (Sunda flying lemur) is the source of this 960-nucleotide messenger RNA. RefSeq names its product putative olfactory receptor 56B2. Gene Ontology annotation, cellular component: membrane. The coding region runs from base 1 to 960 and encodes 319 amino acids. Lineage: Eukaryota; Metazoa; Chordata; Mammalia; Dermoptera; Cynocephalidae. The record is from RefSeq and is a predicted model, not a curated record. Gene Ontology annotation, biological process: G protein-coupled receptor signaling pathway. Gene Ontology annotation, molecular function: G protein-coupled receptor activity; olfactory receptor activity. The transcript has a single exon.